Molecule: messenger RNA, 3502 nt
Organism: Megalobrama amblycephala (Wuchang bream)
Lineage: Eukaryota; Metazoa; Chordata; Actinopteri; Cypriniformes; Xenocyprididae
Product: contactin-1a-like
Exons: 17
Biological process (GO): cell-cell adhesion; brain development
Molecular function (GO): cell-cell adhesion mediator activity
Source: RefSeq, a predicted model, not a curated record
GCGAGCUGCCGGCCCAUCGUCAUGACGUCAGUAUGGCAGGAAGUCUCCUCCAUCUCUACGACGUCCAGUACGAGGACGAGGGUGUGUACGAGUGCGAGGCCGACAACUCCAAAGGCAAAGACUGGCACAAAACGCACCUGUAUGUGGAGGGAGCUCCUGAAUGGGUGGAAAAGAUCAGCAGCUCGGAGAGAGACAUCGGAGGAGAUUACAUCAUGUCCUGUAUAACCACCGGGAAACCCAAACCCCACGUGCACUUCCUGAAGAACGGACGAAUGUACGGCAAGAACCACGAGUUACGCUUCACGGACCUGACGUUUGACGAUUCGGGCAUGUAUCAGUGUAUCGCUGAGAACCGUCACGGCGUGAUCUACGCCAACGCCGAGCUCAGGGUGUUCGCCGGCGCUCCUUCAUUCGAGAGGAACCCUGUGAAACCCAAACUCCUGGGGGCCAAAAACGGCCGUGUGGUGUUCGACUGCAAACCCAGAGCGGCGCCGCGGCCCACCAUCUCCUGGAGCAAAGGAACCGAGCUCCUGCACAACUCCAGCAGGCUCUUCAUUUGGCCGGACGGGAGUUUAGAGCUGCUCAACAUCACUAAAUCAGACGAAGGCAGAUACACGUGCUUCGCAGAAAACGACCGAGGCCGAGCGAACAGCACCGGAUCGCUGUUAGUCACGGACGCCACCAAGAUCACACUGGCCCCGUCGAACGCUGACAUCAAUGCGGGCGACAGCUCCAGGAUGGAGUGUGCUGCGUCACAUGACCCGACCCUUGACCUCACCUUUAUCUGGUCCCUCGACGAGCACGUCAUCGACUUCGACAGUGACCGAGAGCAUUUCGAGCACAAGAUGGAUGUUAAUCAGGCCGGUCAGGCCGGGACGUCCAGCUCAGAGCUGCUGAUCAGUAACGCACAGCUGAGACACGCGGGACGAUACGCCUGUACGGCUCAGACGCCGGUGGACAACGUCACGGCCGCCGCAGAGCUGGUGGUGCGAGGUCCUCCAGGUCCUCCCGGCGGCGUGCGUGUGGACGAGGUGACGUCCAGCAGCGUGAGGGUGAUGUGGAGUCACGGGACAGAUAACCUGAGCCCCAUCUCCAAAUACAGCGUCCAGUACAGAGACGUGCGCGAGCAGCAGGACUGGAGAGACGCGUCCACCUCUCCAGUCAAUGUGGAGGGAAAUGCAGAAAUGGCCACCGUGAUCAACCUGAUGCCCUGGACGGAGUAUGAGUUCAGAGUCACGGCCACCAACACGCUGGGAACCGGCCCGCCGAGCGACCCUUCACCCCGAAUCACCACCAGAGAAGCCCGGCCUGUCGUGGCUCCGUCUGACAUCGGCGGAGGAGGCGGAGCCAGUCGGGAGCUCACCAUCACAUGGACGCCGGUCCAGUCGCAGUACUACUACGGCAGUAACUUCGGCUACAUCAUCGCCUUCAAGCCUGAGAACGACUCCGAGUGGCUGCGAGUGACGGUCACCGACCCACAGGCCCGGAAGUACGUCCACAAAGACCCCAAAAUCCCUCCGUCCACCAGGUUCGAGGUGAAGAUGAAGGCCUUCAACAGUCAGGGCGAGGGUCCGUUCAGCCUCAGCGCCUUCAUCUACUCGGCGCAGGACGUGCCUGCGGACGCGCCCACCAUCGCCGAGACUCGAGCGCUGUCGGCCACUGAAGCCGUGGUGACGUGGGUGCCGGUGGCGCUGCAGAGCGUGGAGGGUUACCAGGUCCGGUACUGGAGGGAGACGCUGGAGAACGAGGCGUCGGCGCAGCGGGUUCUGGUGCCGAGUCGAGAGAACCACACGCGUCUGGACAACAUGAAGGCCGACUCGCAUUACCUGAUCGAGGUGCGGGCGUACAACGGCGCCGGGUACGGACCUGCCAGCCAGAGACACAGGAUCCACACCAAGAAAGCCCCUCCGAGUCGGCCUCCUAAGAUCACCGGCACAAAGAUGCACUACAGCGGCACGUCCAUCAACAUCGCCUGGGAGAAGGUGCAGUCGCUGGCCAACGAGUCGACGGUGGCCGGAUAUAAGGUCCUGUACCGGAAGGAGGGGCAGCCCAGCGGGACGCUCUACACCACAGAAAAGCAGUCCAUCGAUCUGCCCCUGAUGAAGGACGAUUACCUGGUGGAGGUGCGAGCACACAGCGAGGGUGGAGACGGGGCCGUCGCUCAAGUGCGCAUCGCAGAACUUAUCCAUUCGUAUUCCCCUGUGACAACGCUCAGAUCUUCCACCCAGAUGAUAUUAAAUGUUCCAAAAUCCCGACUUAAAUCCAAAGGUGCGGCAGGAGCUCUGGCGUCUUCGUCUCUCGGCCUCUUCUCGCUGCUCCUCGUGGCUCUGCUGAGUUUGAUCCUCUGAAUGUAGAUUCAUCCUGAUUCAAUGAAGCUGAACUCUCACGGAUGAAACGCGCUCAUAUUCCUGAGUCCGUCCGGACUGAAGGUUCAGGACAGAGCGUGUGUUCAAUGUCAGUUCAAUAUGCCUUACAACAUCUCAUCUCUGAUUGGUCCAGCGGGAGCUGCCACAGGAAGUGCUGCUGCGAGACUUCCUGUGAGGUUCAGCGGGGACGGAUCAGCGUUUGAGCGUCUCAUGUUUGUCUUCAUGUCGUCGUCAGAUCAGUGGCUUUCUCUUAUUUCUGUGACGGAUACAGUCAAAGCAAAGCAACAAUUCAUUCACUUUUACUGGUUUAUUAUAUAUGCAAUAAUUUAUAUAGAUAUUGGUCUAUUCGAUAUUGUAUCUGUUUUUAUAUUAGCAUAUCUCUAGAUUUUUUAAUUAGGACUAUAAUUUCUGCAUUGGAGCGUCAGCGGCUGAAUGAGACGGACGUUUGUGCUUGUUUUCAAUCUAAUGAAAUAUGAUCAGCUGAUGUAAACGAAUGCGUGUGUGUGAAUCAGAUGAAUAUAAUGAUCAUGUGAUGAUUUAUAAUUGAUUCAUUAGCACUGAUUCUUGAGCACAAACGCUUGUUUUGACUGUAUCGCUCUGUCGUUCGCAGGUGAUUCGUGAUGAAUGUCAUUGAACUGCGUUUUAUUUUCAUAAUAAUGUUUGUAACGGUCGCUAACUUUAAUGAACAUCAGUCUGUUUAUAUUCAAACAAAAACUGAUUCAUUCCAGUCCUGAAUCAUUCGCUCUGGAGCGUUUGCUGAAAUAUAUGAUUUGUGUUGGAGUCAUCAUCUGAUGAUAGAGUGUAUUUUGUGUUCUGAUCAGGAGAAACGCUGCGGUUUCACUCGUAUCAGGAUCAGAAGCGUCUUGUUUUUCAUGAAGCAGUGGUUUCAAGUGUUUCUCCUGGUUGAAGUGCUUUUGCUCCUGAUCUGCGUCUGCGUGAGAGAGUUUUGCCAAAUGCAUGGAUGCCUUGAGCUUUAGCGGCCUGCAGUUACUCAGAGGCCAGAUGCAUGAUGGGAUUGAAUGGACUGAUCUUCAUACUCAUUGGUUCAGUUCAAGCACAGGUCAGACUCUUUAACUAGACUAACCUGUCAGUGAUUACCUGCUUCAUUCAAUUAAACUUUAUAGAGACCAAACAAA